Molecule: messenger RNA, 252 nt
Organism: Racocetra persica
Lineage: Eukaryota; Fungi; Glomeromycota; Glomeromycetes; Diversisporales; Gigasporaceae
Source: the annotation of a GenBank genome assembly
AAUGGAAUGUGAAAUUACUUAGUACCAUUAGUGAAAACAUUGUGAAAAUAGUUGUUAAUGAAGUUGUACAGAAUCUAAGAACAGCCCAAGAGAAACAGCAAAAGCAUAGAUCACGUAUUUGUUAUAUGUGUCAUUGUAAAGGUUACUUGGUUUAUUCAUGUCUAUUCCAGAAAAAUCAAGUUCGAGAUCGAUAUUUGAAUAAUGACUGUAUAGAAGUACAUUUCAUAGAAUUUAGCAGUGAGAAUUAUGGAG